UCCUUCAGAUGUUGUGAUGACUACUCAUUCCAAGGGUCAUACGUGCUGUUUUGGUGGAUCAGUUUAAUAAGAGAAUGGACUGAAUGUGUUUGAGGCAGCAGGAACUAAAUGCUGAGUGAGGAUGACUGAAGUGAAAGUGGAAGAGAGCAUCAUGUCAUACUUAUCACAGACUGAGACUGGCACCGGCCCCAAAGACUUGAAUGUGGUGGCCAUUCUUCACAACUUCUGGGAGCAGAGGCAGCUGAAUGGUUCUUCCAGUGACUCAGAUGGUUUGGGUGGAAAAGCAGGCGGCCAAACAGAGAGCCUGCUGCUGUACGAAUCUGCACCUUGCCCUGGUCCCCCGUACAUCUGCUAUGUCACGCUUCCUGGAGGAAGCUGCUUUGGUAACUAUAAGGUGUGUGAGACUCAAGCAGAAGCUCGGAGGGACGCGGCUCGCGUGGCUCUGAUGAACUCACUUGUGAACGAGUUGCCAUGUCGACGCAUCGACCCUGAGUUCAUCACUCACAGUUUGCGUCAGGCAGCCCGAGACAGUGCUGUUUCUAUAGAAGAUGCAUGUGAUUCGAGUACCAGUAUAGGAACCUACAGUUUGCUGCUUCACUCCUACAUUGGAAGGACUAUGCUGGAGUUCCAGGAGAUGAUGACAAUUUUCCAGUUGUUGCACUGGAAUGGGACACUGAAAGCUCUGAGGGAAAGGCAGUGCUCUCGACAAAGCGUGAUUAGCUAUUACUCUCAGCGAGGCCUUGAUGAGUACGUGCGCAGCAGUAUGGCUCUGGAUUGGCUGGGACGGGAGCAGAGAUCACCAGGUCUCAUCGGAGCGGAGCUGCAGGUGGCACAGAGGGAACUGGUGUUGGCCCGGCGUCGAGGUGUAGAGCUACGCUUCUACAGGGAAAAGACAGAGAUCCUCAGCUUGGCUCUGAGCCAAGCAUACAUUCACCCCACACCUGAGAUCUUCAGCCAUUCGCAGAGUCACAAAUACAAGCAAGAGCACCUUCCUUUAGACAUGUUUUACAGUGAGGACACAGAAGCCCAGAUAACCCCACCCUUGAGCCAUUUGUCAGCUGUCCAUAAUAACGCACAGCAAACAGUCUGUCAAACCUCUGGACAAAAUAUGCUCUCUGAUAGCCCUUCACCAUGUUCACAGCAAGCGUUUGUGCCUUUAGAUAACUUUGAAUAGACUGAAUCAUAGCGUAGAAGAUGGAUGAGCCAUAUUGUCAUUUAACUCAGUCUGUUACACAGAAAGCAACUAAUAAAUAUUAUGUUCUCUGUCAAUAUGCUUGAGAGUUUAAAAAAAAAAAAGUUUUAGGAGUUACAAAUGUUGGUUAUCAUAAUGUCCAACCAUAAUUAACAGUCCAACAUCCAGUUUAGUUUGUGACUAUAAAGCUAAAACUCACUGUAAUGUAUAAGCAUCUUUAACGAGAAUAAAUGUAGCAUUCAAAUUAUUUAGAUUAAAGUGUAGUGAACUUAAUUAGACUGUUAAUGUGAACUUCAGUUUAUUCUAAUUUUUUUAUAAAGAACACUCUCUGUUACUAUCCUACAUUUUAUUUAUGUGCAUUCUUGAUGCACAUUCUUGUGGUAAUGUGGCAUGUACAGUCACAAAAAAGAAAGUUUUCACAGGACUCUAUACAGUCCUAUAAAAACUAAGUACAUCCCAUGAUUCAGUAGCUUGUAGACCCACCUUUAGUAGCUAUAAUUUGAAGUAAUUGUUUUCCUCGUGACUUUUUCGGUCUUUUUUACAACGUUGCUUCAGUCCAUUGAGGUUUGCGGGCAUUUGUUUAUGCACAGCUCUCUGAAGGUCCCACCAGAGUAUUUCAAUCAGGUUGAGGUCUGGACUUUGACUGGGCCAUUGCAGCACCUUGAUUCUUUUUGUUUUCAGCCAUCCUGUUGAAGAUUUGCUGCUUGGGCUCAUUGUCCUGUUGUAUGACCCAAUUUCAGCCAAGCUUUAGCUGUCAGACAGAUGGCCUCACAUCUGACUCUAGCAUACUUUGGUAUACAGAGGAGUUCAUGGUCAACUCAGUGACUGGAUGUUGCCUAGGUCCUGUGGCUGCAAAACAAGCCCAAAUCAUCAUGUCUCUUGACUUGGUAUGAGGUGUUUGUGCUGAUGUCUUGUGCUUGGUUUUUACCAAAUGUGGCACUAUGCAUUAUGGACAAACAUCUCCACUUUAGUCUCAUCAGUCCAGAAAUCUUGUGAUUUGUUCUGAUGCAACUUUGCAAAUGUAAGCCAUGCUGCCAUGUUCUUUUUAGAGAGAGGAGGCUUUCUUCUGGCAACCCAUCCAAACAAGUCAUACCUGUUCGGUCUUUUUCUAAUUGUACUGUCUUGAACUUUAAAAUUUAACAUGCUAACUGAGGUCUGAGAUGUAGCUCUUGGGUUUUUUGCAGUGUCUCUGAGCAUUGCAUAGUCUGACCUUGGGAUGAAUUUGCUGGGAUAUCCACAUCUUUGAAGACUGGCAGCUGUCUCUUUUUUUUUUACACUUAUGAAUAAUCUUUCUAGAAUGUAUCAAGCAGAUGUGAGUGACAUGCACUGCAGCCAGUCAGUUAGAAUGCAGCUAAUAUAAGAAGCAAAGAUGCUUCUGAUUCUUUUACAUUGGUAAAGGACACAAAGCAAA
This is a messenger RNA of Archocentrus centrarchus (flier cichlid), 2603 nucleotides long. RefSeq names its product protein limb expression 1. The transcript has 6 exons. Bases 122 to 1174 code for a protein of 350 amino acids. The record is from RefSeq and is a predicted model, not a curated record. Gene Ontology annotation, biological process: autophagosome maturation. NCBI's taxonomy places the organism in Eukaryota, Metazoa, Chordata, Actinopteri, Cichliformes, Cichlidae. Gene Ontology annotation, cellular component: cytoplasm.